Messenger RNA from Trichogramma pretiosum, 6537 nucleotides. RefSeq names its product monocarboxylate transporter 12 (gene Sln). The record is from RefSeq and is a predicted model, not a curated record. Gene Ontology annotation, molecular function: monocarboxylic acid transmembrane transporter activity. Lineage: Eukaryota; Metazoa; Arthropoda; Insecta; Hymenoptera; Trichogrammatidae. Bases 971 to 3292 code for a protein of 773 amino acids. Gene Ontology annotation, biological process: transmembrane transport; monocarboxylic acid transport. The transcript is spliced from 8 exons.
AAGCCCAGCGUUGGCUUGGUAAGCGACAGACAGUCGGAAGCUUCCACACGAGACAGAUGGACGUGCUCGGCGCCUUGGCACCAGUAGAAGCAGCAGCAGCAGCGUCAGUACCACCGAGCCAAUCAAUCAUUAUCAUCGUCGCGUCGAGUCCUUUGUGCGAGUGCAAAAGUAGUUUGAGCAGCGACAGCAGAUAAUCGCGCACAUAGACGUAUCCGCGUCUACAUGGAGCAAGACGUCACCGCUGUUGUCGCCCGCGCCGCCACCACCCCUUAUGCUCGUAGUAGCCGUGGCUGUCACUGUAGUUCCUACGAGCCCUUGGAAUUGGGUCUCUGUGUUAAAAGCUCAGAGCCGCCAACCACAGCAGCAGCAGCAGCGCUCACAGCUGAUAUUAUAGAGGGGGACUGCUGCUUUGCGCUUCCUUAUCAGCUGCUCAACGCGACGACUGCAAGCUCGACUCGCAUCAGCAGCAGCAGCAACUCGAGUCAGCUUCAUUUUAGUGGCCAAUCCAGAGAAGGUGUCAUCGAUUGCUGAUCAGCAGCAGUAGCAAAUUAUACGCACGAUAGAAGCAUCACUCUUGCAACAGAUAAAUCGAUCAUUGUCCUACUGACAUCGGCAGAAAAAGGCGGAUGUAACCAGAAAAUUAACAAGUCGCAACCGAUUCUGUUACAAAAUAUACAUUAUAUUAUAUAUUCAUUAUAUAUUAUAAGCGGCGCAUCACCAAGAUUACCGCAGCCACUAACAUACACACAAUAUCGCACAUAAUACAUAGAUCGAUAUCAGCUAUACGUGUGUUUGCAACGCUGCCUCAUCAGGGCACAAAAGCCAGCGAUCCAAUGUAUCCGGGUUCUCGCGCCGGAGCCCUCGCGAGCAGCGACGAAGAAAAAGAAGACAGUUGCAACAGUUUCGGUGCCGCGAAGUCGUCGUGUAGUGGUAGUGUCAAUAAACAGUCUCCGACGUUGCUAGCAGCAGCAUGUCGUUGCCGCGCGAGUGGAGUCUGCAUCACAAUCCGCAGCAGGAGCUGCUCUAUUACGGCCGAUCGUCGGUGCCCAGCUGUCACGCUCACGCGGGUUACACCGGUGGUGUCGCCGCGAUGGCCGGCUUGCCGCUCAACGGGGACCAGCCGCUCAUCGUCACCGCGUCGUCCCAGGAGAUGGUGUCGACGCAGCAGCAGCAGCAGGCGCACGUCAUCGACGAGAACAUGAAUCAGCAGCACGCCAAUCUGCUGGGCUCGCUGUUUUCCAUACACUCGGCGCCGGUCUUCGACGUGUCCAACGGAGCCGACGACGCGGCCGUGAGGCCAGCAUCGCUGGUGGUGCAAGCCACGGCCACGUCGACUCCUCUGGUCCCGCCGCACAUCAGCCCGCCCGACACCAUCGAGGACGAGGACAACGACAAUCUGCUGACGAUAUCCUCGCUGACGGCUCGGCCGCUCAUCGCCAAGUCGCGCGAGCUCAGCAGCAACAAGCGCAAACAGACGGCCAACAGCAGCCAGCAGAGGAAGGCCCAGAAGAAGCGCAAGCGGCUCGAGGACAAGCGUCGCGAGCGACACAGGCUCGAGCGCAAGCUGCACCUGGUGGAGCCGCUCGACGGCGGCUACGGCUGGGUCGUCGUGUUCGGCGCCUUCUUCGUGCAGUUCUGGGUGGCGGGCCUCGUCAAGUCCUACGGCGUCCUCUACGUCGAGGUCAUGGAGAUGUUCAGCGACUCGUCGGCCACCGUCGCGUCCUGGAUACCGGCCAUACUCUCGGCCCUCUGCUUGGCUCUAGCCCCCGUUACGAGUAUGCUGAGUCAAAAGUACAGCUGUCGAGCCGUCGUCUUCGUCGGCGGUCUGUUCUGCUCGCUCGGCUUGAUCAUCAGCUACUUCGCCACGAAUCUUUAUCAUCUAUUGUUCACCUUCGGCGUGCUCACCGGUAUCGGGGGUGGAUUGUCGACGACCCCGGGCAUAAUCCUCGUUUCGCAGUACUUCGACAAGCAUCGCGCGCUGGCCAACGGCAUCUGCGUGUCGGGCACGGCCGCGGGCGGCUUCGUGUUCCCGAUGCUCAUCGAGUACCUCGUGGCCUCGUUCGGCUUUCACGGCACUCUGCUCAUCCUCGGGGGCUGCAUGCUGCACGUCUGCGCCAGCGCGACCCUCUACAGGCCGCUCGAGGCCAAUUAUCCGGAUCUCGUGGAGGACGAGCCGGCGCCCCCGGUGCCACAGCCGACGAUCGAAGAGCCGCAGAAGCAGCAGCAACAACAGCUCGAGAUGCUGUUCGCCAACAACGAUCAAACCCUCAAGAACAAUAUGCUCAACGAGCUGUUCCAUCAGAACGUACAGCUGAACGUGUCCGAGCUAACCGACAGCGAGGAAGAGAAGGACAUAUUGGGCAAGGCACCGAGCGUCAACAAGCCCAUCUCCAAGAUCCGCAGCUCGAGUAUGCUGCACAGCGUCGAGGAUCUGUCCACCGACUCGACCUGCUUCUACAAGUCGCGCAGCUCGGUGCGCUCCUUGCGAGCCUCGAAUCUCGCCGUCUGUCGCGACAGCUACGGCGACUCUCUGGCCCAGCAGCAUCUCCAAAAGCAGCAGCAACAACAACAGCAGCAAGAAGCGGGCUCGACCAGCGAGACCCACGAGCAGUCGGCCUCCAAGGAGUCGCUGGCCCAGCGCUUCUUCACUCGCUACAUCGAUCUGGGCCUGCUCAAGGAGACCCGCUUCAUCAUGAUGUGUCUGUCGGUCGCUCUCAUGUCCACGGGCAGCCCCUACAUGCUCUACUAUCUGCCGGCCUACGUACUGGCGCGCGGCUACACCAAGAGCGAGGCCGGCUAUCUGGUCGCGAUCUCGGCGGCCCUCGACCUGUGCGGCCGUCUCGGGCUCGGCUGGCUGUCGGAUCUCCAGCUGUUCGACCGGCGCAAGGGCUACAUCGGCAGCAUCAUCGGGGCGGGCCUCGCGGUGCUCCUCGUGCCUAUCGGCAACUCGUUCUACGUGCUGGCCGGCUCGGUUGCGCUCUACGGCCUCUGCCUGGGCUGCUGGUUUCUGCUGGUCCCGGUGCUGCUGGCCGAUCAGUUCGGCACCGACAAGAUAUCCUCGAGCUACGGCCUCGUGCGCAUGUUUCAGAGCAUCGGUGCCAUCACCAUACCACCCUUGGCUGGUCUAAUGAGAGACUCAACAGGAAGCUACAGCAUCUGCUUUCUUUUUAUGGGCACAUGCAUGGUACUUGGUGGGCUGCCGCUCAUGUUUGUCACUUACGACGGCAACAAUUCCAAGAGCGACGUUGAGAGCAACAAAGAAGCUGAAUCGAUCCAGCAGAGCAAGAAUUAAACUUGUGAAUGGUAUAUUACUCCCCUAAAUCACGAAAAAUGUACGGGGUGCGCGUGUUAUUAGCUGAACGCGUACUCCGCUGGACUUUCUUUUUCACGGCUUAGGCCUGUAUACUAUUUUUCAUACUUUAGGGUCUGAAAAUAGUUCGGACGACUGAUAUGAAAAGAAGUUAUCAUAAAAAAAUAUCAGCAUCAUCUUAAUGGACAAGAGAUGAUUCUCAUUUUCAAAUACAAUUAAUUAGAUAAAUCAAAUGUACAUCAAGUAUUUUAUACUUGACAUAUUAAUUAUGUGAAAAAUUUUUUAGUUUCGAGGAUUCUUUUAUAGGAUAUCGAAAAAGAAUCUCAUAUCUAAUUAAGGAUCCCAAGCAGAGUCAUUAAUUUAUAGUUAUUAUGAUAUAGAUCAAGUAUUAAUUAGGUACAAACGACAUUUUACUAUCCUUCAAAAACUUAAUGACUAUCGUAUAUCACCGUACGAUUGAUCUAUGUGAUUAUGAUGAUGAGGUGCAACUUUUAGCACCACAGUAUAAAAAAAACUUUCACUGAAGAUUAUCCUAUACAGUAGUUUACGUAGACUCGACUAUGUGCAGUCUAGACUUACUUACUAACAAUACAAUUGAGCAUGGAUAUAGGAUAGUAAAAUCUGUAAAUAUUUUCAAUAUGUAUGUUGAAUUUUACAACAUUUAACAAUUUAACAAACAUACUUUAAUUUUUAAUGGGCCAAUAUACCGUACUAAUAUUAGAGAAGACGAAAACGGGUGAUUAUUAUUUGACAACGGAUUUUUAUUGUUAAACAGUUGACUCAUUUGUAAGUGGUGAACAGUUACCAAAAUUAAAAAAAUUAUAUAAAUACAAUCUCUGAAAAUCAGAGAUGAGUAAUGAAUUAAAAAUUUUAGUGUAAAACUCCUGAUAACUUGAAUUUUAUUGAUUUUUAUCACAUUGAUGUUUACAAAGAACUGACUGCAAACGUUGAUCUUAUAUAUCUUUUUAAUAAAACUGUAAUAUGCUGCAACGACAAGCGUGUGUAUAUUUACAUCGCAUAUGCACGAUCAUGAAUUUUGUAGAUGUAUAUUUUUCAAAGUUGCAUUAAUAUAAUAACUAGACGUUUGCUUCGUAACAUUUAAGCGUGUGUACUACUUUCGUUCGACGAAACUACGCCAGAACUGCUCACUUUUAACGAGCAGUUCUGCAAACACUAUCGAUGAAUAUUUUUGGUACACAAUUAGAAGGUAGUUUCUGUGUUAAAGUUUGUGGCUUUAUUUAUAAAAAUUAUAUAUGUAUUAUACAUCGAGUGAAAGUAUACGUCGAAAUUUUUUGUAAACGAAAAAAAAUUACUAACGUGCGAAUCCCCUCUGUAUCUAAAGCCAAGUUUCUGUUUUAUUGACAAAAAAAUCGAUUGACAAACAUCAGAUUUCACUUCUCUUCCUAAAAACCCAAUGACGAUAAAUAAAAAUCGCAACGGAUGUAACUGCCGAUUAAAUCAAACUGAAAAUCAAGCCAAAUUUUUCUCCACGGGCGCGAUAUAUACGUUCUCUCUAUCCUCCUAUCAAACUUUUACGAGCAUACAUGCAGCUCUCGAUCAAAAGUGUGCGAGAUACUCGAGAGAAUUUGUUUGUUAUUUUGUCGAGCGAUCGCACGCCUUCUACUCACUCGAUACACAAUCUCCGCUACGAUGAUGAUUUUAUUAUUAAAAAAAUAUGAUAUUUAAAAGAAAAUUGAAAAAAAAACAAACACACAAACAAACAAAAACAGAAGCGCGCGCGAUAUCGGUUUAUUGACUUCGCGUCCUCGUUCUCUAAUUAACCCGAAUCUCAUACCCGAAAUGUUGUGCGAAAAUGUUCGACCUUUUUUUUCGAAUGUUUGUAUUAAAAAAAAAAAAAAAAAGAAAGAAAAAAGGAGCGCAGGCUCGAACUGCGUGUAUAAAUUUUUGAAAAAACUCACAAAACUAAUUGUUAAGAGUAUAUAAUAUGUCGUAAAUAAGCUCAGGAUGGGUAUAAAUGCAAGCGAAUGAUUGUUGCUCGACUGUCUGCGCGACGAGGCGUAAUCUCGUUACAGCCAAGUAUAAUAUUUGACUUGAGAUUUCAGCGAGUUGAUGUACUUAAAAAUAAAUAAUAUAUAGAGGUAAUGGCAGACGUGCGCGUGUUGCAAUGACAUUGGUUUACAAUGCUUAUGCCGUCGCGCUGUAUAACGCGGCACACGCAGAAUCGGAUUGCACUUUUGGUUUUGCGAGCGCGACGACCAUGAUUAUUUUUUUGUAAAUGUGUGUGAUUUUUUCUAAAUACGUGUCUCGUGUUCGUGAAAGAUGAAAUGCGAAAAAAAAAUAAAUAAACGAACAAAAAAAACAAAGAAAAAGAUCGUCAGCGUGUCCACUUACGUUUCUUCCGUUUUGACAUUAUUUUUUUUAUGUACAUAAAUAUAAGUGUAUUUUCGAGGCAGGGAAUUAAAUAUGAAUUUUUAUGUAUUGUUUAAAUUAGUUACUGAAAUAUUGCAUGGCUAGAACUAACGAUGAUUUGACGAAGACGAUGAAAAUAUAAAAUAAAAAUAUUGACCAGAGUCGUAACAUUAUAUUAAAAAAAAAAAAAAAAUUGGCUGUGCUAUAGAAAAUAAAAUAGUAAAUAAAGAGAAGACAAAAAAAUUGAAACUAUAAAAAUUGAAAGUGAGCUGUUAAACCGAUGCAAUACAAGUGUAAAAAUCGUUAUAUUAUGAAAUACUAUAUCGAUGAAAAUAAACUUAUUUUCUCAUUGAGAGUUUAGCGAAAAGUUUUAAUUGCAAAAAAGACGAGAGAAAUCAAUAAUCUUAGAUCGAGUCAAAGUUAAGGCAUUUUUAUUUAACGAGCUGCGCGAAGUUCUACGUAGCAAUUAAACAAAAAAUAGAGAAUUAGAAAGCGAUGGAACAAAAACAACGUGGGCCAAGCGUAGCUCUAAAAAAAAACAAACAGAUUUCCUGUAAAAAAAAGAAGAAUUCAACAGUUUGUACACUUGAAUAAAUGCGAAAAUGUCUAUGAUAAUACCAAGAGUACUUUUAAGCCGUAAUACUUAACAAAAAUUAUAUUAUAUUAACAUUAAACUACGACAACUAAUUGUAACAGAGUAUUUGCGCGAUAAGCCGUGUGUCUCUUUGCUCCGGACACAGGAAAAAAUAAAUAAAUAACAAGAUAUAAUAUACAACUAACAGAACAAAAAAAUGUAACGUAACUUUGAUAAUAAGUGGGACGAGUUUACAAUGAUAACAAUUAAGCAUUUAAACGAA